AUGUUAGGAUAAAAAGAGUAUUCAGUUCCAAGUAGAUUUCCAUCAUCGAAUAGAAAAUUCAAAUUGAAAACUCUAUCUCAGUUUGAAGAAUCUUAAUUUAAUCGUAAUCAAGAACUCGAACAUCAAUUAAAAAUGGUCUCAAAAUAAAAUGAAAAGUAUGAAUGAUUGUAAUUGAAUAAGAUUAAGCUCAUUAAAUUAAUACUUAUAGUCAACAUUAAAUAAGAGAAAUGAAGUAAUCUUUGAAGAAAGAUAACUCUAUAAGACAAAAUCAAUAAUAAGUCCAUAAAAAUCUAAUUCAACAUCAAAACGUUAAUCACAACAAUUUCAUUCUAGGAAAAGCUCAAUGCCUUACUUUACUUAGACAAGUAGAAUGUAAUAUGUAGGAGAAGAGUUUUUUCGAUUGAAUUAAGUGUUAGAAAUAAAUAUAUCAGAUGAAGAAGCCAUCUCGUAUUUUGAAAAUGAUCCAAAUAUCAAGUUUGUUAGAUAACUUGAUGAGGACACCUUCGUACAAAUAGCAGAAGAAUAAAGUAUUUAAAGAAUUUCUCAUUAGAUAUUAAAAAGUUAUUAUAAAUACAUGAUCAUAUUUUGAAGUUGCAAAACUUUUUAAAAGAAAUGUUUGAAGCUAUCCUAAAGUUUAAAAAAAUUAUUAAGGCAUCAUAUUAAAUGAAUCAAUAAGCAUAACUUAAUGAUGCAAUUAAUUGUAUAGUAGAUCAAACUUAAUAAUUAAUGAAGUUUUUAUAAAAAUCAUGUCUUUAGUUGUGAAAGAGCCACCUGUUAUAUAGUGGAUGAAACUAAAGGAGAAAUUUGGUCUAGAGUUGCUUAAGGAUUAAGUUCCAUUAUUCGAAUGCCAAUUGAUACAGGUGUAGCUGGUUUUGUUGCUUUUAGAAAAGAAUCUGUUAAUAUUCCUAAUGCUUAUGCAGAUGAUAGAUUUAAUAGAGAAAGUGAUAUUAUCAAUCAUUUUAAAACUUAAUCUAUUUUAGCUGCACCAAUUAUAGGAGAUAAUAAUUAAUGUCUUGGAGUACUUCAAUGUUUAAAUAAGAAUUAAGGAGUUUUCACUAAUGAAGAUUCAGCUUAUCUCAAAUAUAUAUGUAAUUUUAGUAAAACUGUCUUAAAUCACUCUCUAAAUUAAAAUUAAGUAGAAUCUACAUAAAAUAAAUUAAGGCAUGUAAUUAAAUACUUUUUAGAUGUCAUUUCAAUUGAAGAUCCUUGGAAAAUAAUAUCUAUUACUGAAAAAGUAUUAAAAAAAAUCAUGAAUUGUGAAGAAGCUAGAUUAAUUAUUAAAUUAAGUGAUUCUAUUUGUUUUAUUAAAAAUGGAGUUCAAUCACAAAUACCUAAUUUCCUUGGCAUUUUUUAAAAAGUUAUAAAUACUUAAUGUAAUGAAUCAACACUUAAUAAUAAUUCAAAUCCUUUUUUCGAUCCAACUUUAGAUAUAGAUACUCAAAUGCCAGUUAUAUGUAUACCCAUUAAUUCUAAUUCUGCAUUUCAAGUAUAAAAUAUGAAAGGAGUUCAUAAAAAAUAAUCUCAACAGUAAUCUAUCCUCAUUUAUCUAGAUCUCAUAGUGCCUUCGUGUCUGGUUUAGAAUUGGAGAUGUUGGAAUAUGUAAGAUCAAUUUUGCUUAUUAAAAUAAAAUGA
Paramecium sonneborni is the source of this 1632-nucleotide messenger RNA. The record is from the annotation of a GenBank genome assembly. NCBI's taxonomy places the organism in Eukaryota, Ciliophora, Oligohymenophorea, Peniculida, Parameciidae.